Messenger RNA from Nicotiana attenuata, 1233 nucleotides. RefSeq names its product protein-lysine methyltransferase METTL21C. The record is from RefSeq and is a predicted model, not a curated record. NCBI's taxonomy places the organism in Eukaryota, Viridiplantae, Streptophyta, Magnoliopsida, Solanales, Solanaceae. The transcript is spliced from 2 exons. Bases 61 to 735 code for a protein of 224 amino acids.
CCCACUGACACUUCAGCUCAAAGGGAAAGUGCAGUUUUUAGCGAGAGAAAAUUAGAGAAGAUGAAGUUCACAGACUCGCCGGUGAUCGAUCUUCAAGUGCUAAAUUCUCAGCUAUCUUUCCACCAAGACAAUGGAUCCAUGCACGUAGGUACAAGCGUAUGGCCCUGUUCACUUAUCCUCGUCAAAUUCGCCGAACGUUGGCAUCCUCAAACAUGCGCCGUUACUCCAAAUCCCUAUUCCGACAUCCUUAACUUCCAAAACAAACGCGGAAUCGAACUCGGCGCCGGGUGUGGAGUUGCCGCCAUGGGCCUCUUCUUACUGGGCCUGAACAACGUCGUUAUCACUGAUAUCGCUCCCGUUAUGCCGGCCCUAAAACACAACCUUAAGAAAAACAAGCCAGUUUUGAGUAAGUCUUUGAAAACGGCCCAGUUGAAUUGGUCCAAUCAAGACCAGAUAAAAUCUCUUAACCCACCGUUUGAUGUCGUUGUUGCCACCGAUGUGGUGUACUUGGAGGAGACGGUGAGUCCAUUGCUCUCGGCUAUGGAAGCUUUGGUGAGUGAAAACGGCGUCGUUUUGUUGGGCUACCAGCUGAGAUCUCCUGAAGCGCAUAAGAAGUUCUGGGAGCUUAGCGGAGACAUGUUUGAUAUCGAGAAGGUUCCACACGAGCAUUUACAUCCAGAGUACGCCUACGAGGAGACCGACGUUUAUGUUUUCAGAAAGAAGAAGAAACUAUAGGACCCUCCUUCCAAUUUACCUUCUCUUGACAGAAUGGAGACUAGCAUUGUCAACUGCAGAACUCCAAGCGGGUUAAACUCAGCCAUCUGCUGGCUUCACAAUGACGAACUGUUUGCAUGCAUGAAUAUAAUUAUAGAUGAAACCUAUGUACUCUGUGAGAUGGCUGUUCUGCUGCGACUGUAGUUGGAUAGAUGGUGUAGCGAACUUUAUGAUAUUCUGUUACCAAAGGGUAAUAAGUAAAUAUAUCAACUGUUCAUAUAUUUCACGCUCGCACAACCGGUGGGCAUAGCAUAUGUGCUUCGCUGGGUGCGAUAGGAUACUUGUUCUCAGCUUUUCACUGUAUCAGCGCUAUUAUUCUUGAGUGUUUUUUUAGCCGUCAAUGUGUUAUUUGCUUCUACUAUACAUAGACAGGGUUGAAAUUGCUACCCAUCUCAUCACUGUAAUAAAAGAAUUUGUAAUGCUGAUGCAUUAUUUUUGGAAAUCAUUUGGUUCUUGCUA